Paramecium pentaurelia is the source of this 978-nucleotide messenger RNA. Lineage: Eukaryota; Ciliophora; Oligohymenophorea; Peniculida; Parameciidae. The record is from the annotation of a GenBank genome assembly.
AUGAAUGAAUAAGAGAAACUUAUAUCACCUAUUACAAAGAAAAUCUCUGAAGAUGAUAUUAUUAAUGAGAAAGAAGUUCUUUAAUCUCUUUCUUAUAUUAAUUUUAAACUUCUUAAUGUAUAUAUUUUAUAUUAUUUACUUUAGACAUUAAUACUAUAGAAUAAACAAGAAAACAAUGUAAUAAUUCUAUUCAAAGCAUUGUUAACUAUUUUCCAAGAAUCUGAAAAUUGGAUUCCUAAAAAUAUAAAAGAUUGGGCAACUAUCUAAAGAACUAUUGGACACACAUCAAAAUUCAUUCAAAUGUUAUAAAAUUUUAAAAAAUAUUACAUAUCAGAGUUCAAAAUAUUACAAACUUAAGUCUUAUUAUAAGAUGUUCAUAAUUAAAAACUAUCUCAAAGAUCAAACAAUCUAUUAAAAAUUGUUAAAUCACUUCUUCGAUAUUAUACUAAUUAAUUCUUCAAUUAAUCUUUGCAUGAAGACUCUUAAUUAACUUCUAAAUUUUAAAAUGAACCUCCCUUAAGUCCUAUUAAAAAUUCAAAUCUUAUAGAACAAGACUCUGAAAUUAUUAUAUAAGAAUUAAUAAAGAAAGAAAAACUAAAUACUAUUCCUAAUGAAAUUAAAUAAUCUUGUUAAAUUAAUAAGAUAAGAUCAAGAAGUCCAACCACUGCUUCUUCAGGAAGUAAGAGCAGAACUAUUUAAUCAUGUUAACCUCAUCGAUUAUCUGUACCUGUAGGCAAUCCUAUUAGAUAAUUAAGUAGUUCUCAAUAGAAAUCAAAUUUUAGUCUUAAAUAGUAUAAUAAAACAUUUAAUAAUACAGUAUCUUUGAAAUCUAGUGGAAUUUAUUUUAGAGAAAGAUCAUAAACUAAUACUCAAAAUAAAUUAGAUUAAAUUGAUAAAUCCCCAUUAUAAUAAACAAAAUAAUAAUGUGUUAAAGAUUAAUUGUUUACAAAAAAAUCAACUUUAAAAAAUAAUAAAUGA